AUGCAUUUUAAUAUUUUGUUGGGGAUAGAUAAUUUUAACAAUUUUAACAAUUUUAACAAUUCUGUCAACUUUGUCAACUUUGUCAACUUUGUCAACUUUGUCAACUUUGUCAACUUUGUCAACUUUGUCAACUUUGUCAACUUUGUCAACUUUGUCAACUUUGUCAACUUUGUCAACUUUGUCAACUUUGUCAACUUUCAACUUUAA
Magnusiomyces paraingens is the source of this 207-nucleotide messenger RNA. RefSeq lists its product as uncharacterized. The record is from RefSeq and is a predicted model, not a curated record. The transcript has a single exon. Bases 1 to 207 code for a protein of 68 amino acids. NCBI's taxonomy places the organism in Eukaryota, Fungi, Ascomycota, Dipodascomycetes, Dipodascales, Dipodascaceae.